AUGGCCCUCCAUGAAGCUUUACCUCAAAAUCCUCAAACAGCUGAAGCCAAACCGGAAACAACUCCUCGGGCUCCGAUGGCAUGGGAGAGUGAAGCCAGUGAUGCUGUGCCGGAGGUCUACGAGGAUAGUACAGUGACGUCUGGCCCUCCAACGCAACGAGAUGUUCUGAAAGAGGAGCAAAAAACCGAUGAUGAAGAGCCAGCGAAUCGCGUUGCGCCCCUUCCAAGUGAGGAUGCGUGCGACGCUGAAGCCCCGGAGAAGGCGGUGUCAUCUCCUUUUCGGAAGUUCUCCGAAGAGGUGCAACGCCUACUUGAGGAGGCUGGUAGCUACAACAAUUGCGAGCUCGAGGUCAAGACAUAUUUUGAUUUGCAGGGCUACAAUUUGGAAAGCUUUGCAUCCAGAACCAAAAAGCAGCCUGGCUCUUUGCUAAUGAUGUACAUGUUUUAUUCCAGAAUCUUUGAAAAGCUUGUGGGAAAGCAGAAGGGAGUGGAGCUGGCAUUGUUCUCACCUGUGGACUUUGACGAGCGCUUGCUUGGCUUUCGAGCUGUUCUGGAAUGGGCCAAAGACUUCAAGAUGAUGCCGCAACGUGUUCCUAAAAGACAGCUUGAGCGAAUUUUUGUAAGUUGCCAUGCUGGAGACCUACCUUCGCACGAGAAGAUAGCUUCAAAGAUCACGUAUCCAGAAUUUUUGAUGCUGGUCACAUUUUGUGGCAACUCUGGGGAGCCCAUGGACCUGAGCAGGGUGGAUGGAAGCCUCUGUAGAGAGGUGGAGACUCGGCUGGAACAAGUCAAGAGACUUGCAACCUUUCUGUGCCUGAGAAGCCCUAAGCAGGUGAAACUGCAUCUUCACAAUGCCUACCGUGAUGUACAUUUCUGGAAGCUCAGUGAUGGUGCAGACUUUGAAAAGGAGGCCCGCGCAGCUGAAAUGAGAGCGCGGCCACAUUACCAGGUUGGCACUUUGGAAAUUGACCCUGAAGUUCCAGCCGCGCAGAAGUAUUUGGAACGGUUUACCUGGUCCAAUCCGGACCACAUUUGGGAGGAGUUUGAGGCCCCGUUCUUGGACAUGGGAACCUGCAAGGUCCAGGGUCCCAAACGCUUCAAGCUCGAGGUCUACAAUCGCGGCUUGGUGCUGGCCCGUCUGCAGAUGGAGUUGCAAGAUACUGGGCCAUUGAAGGUACCAUGGCGCGACUGCAUGCUGGGACCUGGACAGAAAGUCACAGUCCCAAUCGACAUAGCUCCCUCAGAACCUGGCGAGUGGCAUGGAUCUAUCCGCAUAAAGGGAGCCUGGGUGAACAUCUUUGGUGUGAAUGAGGAGGAAGCCAGGGUGCCAACUCACCUCAAAGUCGAAGGAGACGUUCCGGAAAUUCACGAGCCAGCGACACCAGCUACUGCAGCUACCCCUGUGAAUCUGCCAGCCCACGCGCCCAGACCCUUCCGUCCUGGAAGCGCCAAUCGAAUUCAAAUUGAUCCGUCCAGUCUGCACACGCAGCAGCUGCGAACUCCUACUCCGCACAAAUUGAAGCGUCCGUACAGUUCAUCUUCAGCUAGUAGUGCGAAGCCCGAAAGUGGCAGACCAGUGUCUUCCAGGACCGGCUGCAGCACGGCAGUGCCAAGCUCCCGUCCGCUGAGUGCAUUGGGUCCGCCUUCAUCACGAGGCGUCUGCGCUAGCGCUGUGCUGCCUUCUUCUCGCAGUCAGAUUGGACGGCCUCCUGCACUGAAGUCCAUCCCACAGGAUGUCACCAAGGAGCGUCCAAGACCCCGCUCAGCACCGCUGGUGCCGCUGCCCAGCCCUGUGACAACACGUGCGCGACCGUCGUCCGCCGCACAGGUGCUUUGACAUCAUGAGUUCUUGUGGUGGCAAAAUGCAUGAUCCGGCUCAAGAACGGAGAGCUGGAUUUCAGUUGUUUACAGAUGGUUUGGCCAAAUGAAUGCCAUUCCACGCCAUUCUUUCAAUAUGUCAUUUUAACCUCUGAAGAAUACCUUCACAGGGCAACGCGAGUUUCACACGACGUGAACUGGACGCGUGUGUUAUUGAAGAGGUGGCAAGGUUGUCUGAGAUAUCCCUGUCAUGCCUG
Messenger RNA from Cladocopium goreaui, 2074 nucleotides. NCBI's taxonomy places the organism in Eukaryota, Dinophyceae, Suessiales, Symbiodiniaceae. The record is from the annotation of a GenBank genome assembly.